Paramecium sonneborni is the source of this 864-nucleotide messenger RNA. The record is from the annotation of a GenBank genome assembly. NCBI's taxonomy places the organism in Eukaryota, Ciliophora, Oligohymenophorea, Peniculida, Parameciidae.
UAAUACAAUAAAUUAUUUAAUUAAUGGAUAAACAAGAUUAUUAUCAAAUUCUUGGAGUUGAUAAAAAUGCUACAACUGAAGAUAUUAAGAGUGCCUAUAGAAAGUUAGCUUUAGUAAUUUUUUUCUUGUUACAUAGAUAGAAAUGGCAUCCAGAUAAAAACCGUGACAAUCAAGAAGCUGCCAAAAAAUAAUUUUAAUUGAUUUUAUAAGCUUAUACAGGUAAUUGCUAUUUGAUUUAUAGUUCUUUGUGAUAGCCAGAAAAGAGCAAACUAUGAUAAAUAUGGAACUGCUGAUGGUGAAGAAUAAAUGAAUUUUGAUUUCGAUGAUUUUUUUGCUUAAGAUUUUGAGUCUAUGAUGAACUUCAUGAUGGGUGAUGCUUUUAUGAAAAUGUUUACUAAUGUUGGUAAAUCAGGAAGAGGCAAACACAAAUUCAAAAUUCCUUCCUCUUUUAUUUUCAGAUAAGCAUAACCUUAAAAGAAACCAUAAAAAAAAGAAGAAGAAGAUGAAUGGGAAACUGAAGAAGAAGUUGAUGAAGGUGAUGAUUGGAAAGAUGUAGAUGAUGAUGAUGAUGAUGAUGAUGAUGAUAAAAAUAAUGAUGAUGAUCUAUAAUCUGAUAGUGAUGAUGAUCUUACACAUACAGAAAAUUUAUUUAUGAUGCCUAUGUUUAUAGAAUAAAACAUUAAAGAUACUGAUAGUAUUUCAUUAUUUUAUAAUGUUAGGCAAUAAAUUUAAGUGUAAAUUCGAUGGACAGAUAUUAAAAGAACAUACAUUAGUCUAGCAUUUUGAAAAGAACCAUAAAAAAGAAUUUGCUGCUUGGACUAAAAAAAAGCAGUUUAAAUGAUUAAUUAAUUACAUUAUUUUUUA